AUGGCUCAGGUCGUCCUCGAUGACACGUCUCCGGAACUGCACUACUUCGGGAACUGGACAGUGGGAGGCGAUCCUAAUAACACGUACAUGGGCACUACCCAUUACACCACCACCGCAGGCGACUCGGCAACGUUCUCGUUUACAGGUUCAUGGGUCGGGGUGUACGGCGUUAUUGGUUUCCCCGGUUUGAAUCUGACGUUCGCUCUGGAUGGCGGCGACGGCCCUGGCGCGACUGCCAGCUUCAACGUCACGCGUGCGGACCACCCCGUGUACCACCAGGUGUACUACGACUCCGGGGCCCUCACAUAUGGGGUUCACAACCUCACCAUGACCAACAAGAAUGGCUCUGAGGUCUUCCUCGACUACGUCAUGUAUAACUCCUCCUCCUCCUCCUCCUCGGCAUCGCCGGGCAAUACAACUUCGCAGGUGUCGCAGGUGGCCGCUGUCGCAAGCCGCGGCGGACCUCUGGCUUCGACCAAGGCGGUUAUGGCAGUAGCGAUCGUGCUGCCUCUUUGCGUAAUCGCCGGCCUUUCCUAUUUCUUCGUGCGGAAGAUUCGCGCCGUCGAGAAACGGCUCGCGGUCAUCAGGCCUCAGUCGGGCCCUUCAGGGUACAGCGGCUCCUCCUUUGGUAGUCCGCCUGAGAGGGAGGAGGUCAACCAAGAACCGAGAUCCAUGUUCAUGCGCUCUCUAUUUGCGCCACGGAAAUCGAGGACCGCUUCACGAGCCGCCUCGGUCGUCGACUUGGCGGAGUCCGCUCGCUAUGUUGACUGUGUCGAGGCCGUCGAUCCGCCGAGUCCAUUGGAGCCCCAGCGUGACUCGGACGCUCCUCAACAAUCUAUUAUGCAGAGACUAUUCCCGUUUCUCAGGACGAAGCCAAAACCGAAGUUGGUCGUCACGCCUUUCGUGCAUCCCCCGCCUCCGUUCUAUCAGGACCAAAUAGCCGCGGACGUAAAAGCGCCGCACCCUCUGCGUCCUGUAAGGCGAGACGACUUUCACAAUCCUCUCCGCGCUCGGAAUCCACUUGGGGGAUACGUUCCCGAUGUAUUGCCCACUACCCCAGUGUCAGAGAUUAUGGUCCUCGAACACAACACGACGGCGUCGGAGUUCGGCACCAGUCCGACGACGAGUACGCCAAGGAUAGAUGUUGUGCAAGCACAUACUACAAUUAUUCUCCUGCGCGGUCCACGCAGUCUUGCUCAUCUUCUCACAUUUGUCGCAGUAGAUGUACAUGUACCCGUGGUCACCAGGCCUCCACUCGAACUCGAGCAGGAGUGA
Molecule: messenger RNA, 1275 nt
Organism: Gloeophyllum trabeum ATCC 11539
Lineage: Eukaryota; Fungi; Basidiomycota; Agaricomycetes; Gloeophyllales; Gloeophyllaceae
Exons: 4
Coding region: 1-1275 (424 amino acids)
Source: RefSeq, a predicted model, not a curated record